AUGCAAAGCGAGGAUAAUGAUUGGUAGAAAGUAGUCUAGACUACGACAAGGAUUGAUCAAUAAAUAAAGAAUAUCAAACUGAGAUUGCAAUCAGCACUUACUCAACUCAUCAUACAAUCAGAGGAGCAAAACAAAAUUUCUAAUCCCAAUCCAAUCAUUCAAAAAUCGAAUCCUCCCUUAAUAAUUCCACAUAACAGUAGAUCAAUAGAGAAGAAGGACAAACCCGCCUUAAGACAAUGCGCAUCUAAAUCCCCUAUUCGCACUCCAGAUACAGCCGAAUGUCCGUCUCCAAUUUCUCCCUUUUCAAAUGGUUCAGCUAUCAGAAUGCAAUUAAAGUAAGUGGAACUCCUCAGUCCCAAAUAUUAAAAUAUAUCUGAUAGAUUUCACAUUGGCAAGUUCUUGGGCAAAGGAAAAUUCAGUGAUGUCUUUUAAGCAUAAGAGAAGACUUCGAAAGUCUUGGUUGCUCUGAAAGUGAUCCAGAAGACUGUUAUUAGUAAGUAUAAAAUGGAAGCUCAAUUGGCUCAUGAGAUCAAAAUACAAAGCUAUUUGAGUCAUCCUAACAUCUUAAAACUCUAUGGAGUAUUCUAAGAAUAAACUAAAAUUGUUUUAAUACUUGAAUAUGCACCAGAUGGAGAACUAUAUAAAUUAUUAAAAAAACAGCCAAAUCGUAGGUUCACUGAGAAUAAAGCUGGAAAUUACAUAGCAUAAAUUGUUGAAGGCAUUUCAUACAUGCAUAAAAUGAAAGUUAUUCAUAGAGAUAUCAAACCUGAAAACAUUCUAAUUAGUCUAUAAUUCUUAAAAAUUGCAGAUUUUGGUUUAGCAACUUAUUCUCCUGAAUCAAAACCAAGGUAAUCCUUCUGUGGAACUAUAGAUUAUAUGUGUCCAGAAAUAGCUUCAGGGUAGGAUUAUGAUCACUCUGUUGAUUUGUGGUCUAUAGGAAUUUUGGCAUAUGAAUUAACCACUGGAACUACUCCAUUUUAUCAAUCAUCCAAAGAAGACACAAUGAGAAAAAUUAUAGAAGGCAGAGUAGACUUUCCAAAAUAUGUCUCAAAUGAAUUAUAGGAUUUUACUAAAUGCUGUUUGAGAAAAGAUCCAUAACAAAGACUUAGAUUAGAUUAAAUGGCUAUACACAAAUGGAUAUAAAUGAAUCAUCAAGCAGGUGGUUAAUAUGAUAGAAUGUUAGUCCAAUCUUUGGUGACAAUAUUGAAAUGA
This is a messenger RNA of Paramecium tetraurelia, 1212 nucleotides long. RefSeq lists its product as uncharacterized. Gene Ontology annotation, biological process: regulation of cytokinesis; mitotic spindle organization; protein phosphorylation. The transcript has 4 exons. Gene Ontology annotation, cellular component: spindle pole centrosome; spindle midzone; spindle microtubule. Lineage: Eukaryota; Ciliophora; Oligohymenophorea; Peniculida; Parameciidae. Gene Ontology annotation, molecular function: ATP binding; protein kinase activity. The record is from RefSeq and is a predicted model, not a curated record.